AUUGGCUUUGUUUGUCUGGGAGAUCGUUAUACAACCGACCGAACAUAUUCCAAAAGAAACCCAGAACCCAGCAAGAGAGAGAAAAAAAAUUCGAAUCGCUCAUCUGCGAAAGAAAACGACCUCUAGUCCGACGAGUUCGAGAUUGAAAUUCCCUUCAAAACCACUCCUUUUGUCAAGACCAACCAUCAAACCACAUAUCGAGAGGCCAAAAAAGAACCAAACAGAAACAAGAUCAAGAAACAAGAGAAAGGACAAAGAUGAAACUCCUCACCCUCAACUUCCUCACCUGCGCCCGGAAAUCCUGCAAAUCCUCCCCGGCCGCCUUCCCCCUGCACCCGCGCGAGGUCGAACUCGAACAGAUCGAAGUCGACCUGAAUCCGCUCUUCAUUCGAAACAUGCUGCCGCGGCUGGAUUGGGAGGCGAUGCGGGCCGUGACACAGGAGCUCGGCCUGCCGCCCCUCCCCUCAACCGUCCCGGAGCCGGACUCCCUCGAGAUCCCAUCCGCACCCGCAGCCACAGAUGCGGCGGCGGAGACCGGCGAGGUCGCGACGACGACGGCGCCCUCGCAGACGCUCCAGGACCUCCACACGCUGCUGCUGGAGACGAGCAUCGCCAGCGGGAAGCUCGCGUGCGGGAACUGCGGGCACGAGUACGCCGUCAAGGAGGGCAUCGCGAAUUUCCUGCUGCCGAGCCAUUUGGUUUGAACUUGUCUUUUUCUUUUUUUGCUUUUUUCCCGCUCUUAUAGGGAUUCCUUCUCCUUUCCUUUUUCUUUUCUUUUCUUUUCUUUUGGGGAAAAAACAAAUCACGGAGGUAGGGGGAGGGAUGGGAAGCGAGAAGAAGGGAUCGGAAGGAAAGGAGAAGGAAGGAGAAGGGAGAUUUGUUUUCGGGGUCUUUUGGGCGGGAGGCAGGCAGCUAGGGGACUAUCUUCCGGAUGAUUCAUCGGGAAGAGGCGACGAGGGAUGUCGUGGGUGUGUGA
Dissoconium aciculare CBS 342.82 is the source of this 976-nucleotide messenger RNA. RefSeq names its product Trm112p-domain-containing protein. Bases 258 to 704 code for a protein of 148 amino acids. The record is from RefSeq and is a predicted model, not a curated record. The transcript has 2 exons. Gene Ontology annotation, molecular function: protein heterodimerization activity. Lineage: Eukaryota; Fungi; Ascomycota; Dothideomycetes; Mycosphaerellales; Dissoconiaceae. Gene Ontology annotation, biological process: peptidyl-glutamine methylation; rRNA (guanine-N7)-methylation; tRNA methylation.